AUGGAUAAGCUCAACUACAGCAAGUGUCCGCUAAAGAAGCGUCCCAUACUCGUGGAGCAGUCAGCAGAGCAAGAGGAUCAACUGUGUCAUGAUGAAGGACCCGUGGAUUUAAGCGUAGCUGCUGCAGCACAUUGGGCAGAGCCACUGCAGCAAGAAGAUUGGUGCAUGAAAACUGCAGCAGCAGCAGCAACAGCAACGACGCCGCCUGCAGCGGAGACAGCAACGGAGCUGCGCAGACGCUUCGAUGCGGCAAUGUCACAGACCAAGGAGCAGCUGGCGCGACGCAUUUGGGAGGAAACGCGUGAAAUCGCGCGCGCUUUUCCCGAUGUGUUUACGCGUGAGGAGAUUGCCAAAAGUCUGGCGCGUUUGGGCUAUGGCGACUUUGAACUGCCGCCAGAGGAGGAAGUCAUGGAGCCAGAGCUGGAGCAGAGCAGCUAUGCAAGCAUUACACCGCCACUCAUAAAGCAAGAGCAGACAGAGCUGGAGCUGGAGCAGCCGCUGGGGCUGCGCAACUACAACAACAACUUGAUGAAAAGCAUAGCAGAGUAUGAGGAUUGCUUGCGCUAUGCGCCGCCGACUGCGCAGCCAGCAGCACCAGCUGCAGCACAGCCAGAAGAUCUGAGUCUGCAAGCGCGUCGUGGACUAAGCGAGAAUGUUAAUCUGCAUAAUGUUGCACGUGCGCUGCUAAGCAUGCAACAUGUUGUGCCACAGCAGCAGACACAACAAGCGGAGUCCGAUGAGGAUGCAGAGAAUCAAGAGAAUCAGCUGGGCUUGAAAAUCAAAAGUCGCAACGAUUUGUAUUAUCAGUGCCAGCAGUGCAACAAAUGCUACGCCACCUAUGCGGGUCUAGUGAAGCAUCAACAGAGCCACGCCUACGAGAGCACCGAGUACAAGAUUAUACGCAGCAAUGCCAGCAGCGCUGGUGGACACAUUGUGGAUCAAACCGAGUUCUGCACAGAUCAAGCAUCGGCUUUAAUUCAAGCCGCCAGCGCUGCUUCGGUGCAGUCCAUGCAGAAGCCAGUGGGCGUGCCACGUUAUCACUGCAAGGACUGCGGCAAGUCGUACUCCACCUACUCGGGCUUAAGCAAGCAUCAGCAGUUCCAUUGUCCUGCCGCCGAGGGCAAUCAGGUGAAAAAGGUAUUCAGCUGCAAGAACUGCGACAAAACUUAUGUCAGUUUGGGUGCGUUGAAGAUGCACAUACGCACCCAUACGCUGCCCUGCAAGUGUCCCAUAUGCGGCAAGGCCUUUAGCCGUCCCUGGUUGCUGCAGGGACACAUACGCACCCACACGGGCGAGAAGCCCUUUAGCUGCCAGCACUGCAAUCGCGCGUUUGCCGAUCGCUCCAAUCUGCGCGCGCACAUGCAAACGCACUCGGAGGUCAAGAAGUACUCCUGCCCGAGCUGCACCAAGUCCUUCUCACGCAUGUCGCUGCUGGCCAAGCAUCUGCAAACUGGCUGCCACACGGAGCAUGCCGAGCAGCGUCUGCUGAGCUACGAUGAGGCACAAGGCGAGCUAGACAUGGAGCAGGACGCAGAGGCCGAUGGGCGUGUCUAUUAUGCAGGCAGCGUAGGCAGUAGCGCUGGCGAGGAGGAGGAUGCAGCGCAUAACUAUCAAAUGCCCAGGCAGGGCAUCUACUAGGCACACACACACACACAAACACAAACACACACACACGUACAUUUCAUUUAGGGGUUGUAUUUAGCCAAAGUAACUUGAAAAUUAAGUGCCAAAAAUUAGUCAAGGCAAUUAUAUUGCUCAGUAGUUAGUUGUAGCUCAGUUUCUCACACAUGCACAUUUAUUUAUACAGUUAGGAA
Drosophila busckii is the source of this 1814-nucleotide messenger RNA. It is a transcript of the gene wor, whose product is annotated as zinc finger protein 333. NCBI's taxonomy places the organism in Eukaryota, Metazoa, Arthropoda, Insecta, Diptera, Drosophilidae. The transcript has 3 exons. Gene Ontology annotation, molecular function: DNA-binding transcription factor activity, RNA polymerase II-specific; RNA polymerase II cis-regulatory region sequence-specific DNA binding. Gene Ontology annotation, biological process: regulation of DNA-templated transcription. The coding region runs from base 1 to 1638 and encodes 545 amino acids. The record is from RefSeq and is a predicted model, not a curated record.